Carassius gibelio (silver crucian carp) is the source of this 780-nucleotide messenger RNA. Its product is annotated as P2X purinoceptor 7-like. Lineage: Eukaryota; Metazoa; Chordata; Actinopteri; Cypriniformes; Cyprinidae. The transcript has 2 exons. Gene Ontology annotation, biological process: monoatomic ion transport. The record is from RefSeq and is a predicted model, not a curated record. Gene Ontology annotation, molecular function: purinergic nucleotide receptor activity; ATP binding; monoatomic ion channel activity. The coding region runs from base 1 to 780 and encodes 259 amino acids. Gene Ontology annotation, cellular component: membrane.
AUGGACCAGGUGGAAGAGGCCAGAGAGCUGGAAGAGAGUGCAGAUGUUUCAGGUGGAAAAGGAGAGAGUGUGGGCCCUGCACCAGGUGACAGAGGCCAGAGAGGUGGAAGAGGCCAGAGGAGUGGAAGAGGCCAGAGAGUUGGAAGAUGUCAGAGAGGUGGAAGAGGAGAUAAUGCAGUUCCAAGUACUGGAGUUGGCAGCAGAGGAAGGAAAGGGAAAGGAGGCAGAGAUGCAGAGGAAGAGAACAGAGUUCAGAUGAUCCAAAUUGACCGAAGGGUCCGGACAGAGGCACUCAUUCAGGGCAUGAGUGAAGUGAGGCUACGAGCACUAGCAACCCAGGUCUUCUCCCGGAAUCCUGGAUUAGUUUUUGAUGCACUUCCUCCAUUGGACAGCACAACCCCACCUAACGCUGCUCUUCCAUGGUGCACCUGUGGGAACUCCAGGGAAAUGGCCACAGACGCUGAAAGGAAAUGCUGUGGCCAGGGGCCUGACUACUGCAUCAGCAAAUUGGCACAUUUUGAUCUGUAUUGUCUGGAAGAUGGUUAUUUGCGUAUUCACAGAGAUUACAGAAAUGAUAUGUUGGUGGUAGCUGAAGUUAUAGAGCCAGGAGAUGAUAACAGACAAUUUAGGUAUGCUGCUUAUCGUCAAUACAUCUUUUGGCAGCAUGGGUCACUGGGUCUGGGUAACCGUCGUGUUAUUCCCAGCUGCUGUAUAUGGAAAAUAAGGGACAAAUACCCUGACCCCCAAGUCCAGUACACUGGCUUUGUACCCACCAUUUGA